AUGAAACCUCCCAUUGCCCUGGCUUUCUUUUGCCUCCUGGCAGCCCUGGCUGCCGGGAACCUGGUCCAGUUUGGAGUGAUGAUUGAAAAAAUGACCGGAAAGUCCGCGCUGCAAUACAAUGACUAUGGCUGUCACUGUGGUCUUGGUGGCUCCAACUGGCCGGUGGACCAGACGGAUUGGUGUUGUCACGCCCAUGACUGCUGUUAUGGCCGCCUGAAGAAGCUGGGCUGUGACCCCAAGCUGGAAAAGUACCUCUUCUCUGUCACUCGGGACAACAUCUUUUGUGCUGGUAGAACGACUUGCCAGCGGCAGACCUGUGAGUGUGACAAGAGAGCCGCUCUCUGCUUCCGCCACAACCUGGGCACUUACAACCGCAAGUAUGCCCACUACCCCAACAAGCUGUGCACUGGGCCCACCCCGCCGUGCUGA
Molecule: messenger RNA, 429 nt
Organism: Grammomys surdaster
Lineage: Eukaryota; Metazoa; Chordata; Mammalia; Rodentia; Muridae
Gene: Pla2g2e
Product: phospholipase A2 group IIE
Exons: 4
Coding region: 1-429 (142 amino acids)
Biological process (GO): arachidonate secretion; phospholipid metabolic process; lipid catabolic process
Molecular function (GO): calcium ion binding; phospholipid binding
Source: RefSeq, a predicted model, not a curated record